AUGACGACCCUCGUUGAGAUCCAGUACCGGUUGUUUAUGUACAGUAGCACCGAGCCAGAUACUCUUCGUCCAGUGGUGCGUUUGGGCACAUUUGAGCACGUUGUGAGCCCGAGCCGACCUGAAGAGCAAGAAGUCGACUACGAGGUGAUGGCCAGGGAUAACCUCAGGAUGGCUCACUGGGACUACCGCAGUGGUAACAGGACUCCUAGUUUGGCGCCGAUAUUCCUGCAUCCGCGGCUUUCGCCUACAAAUCUGUUUCAGAGAGAAUCAUCUGUUGCUCAGCGAACUUCAUGA
Messenger RNA from Peronospora matthiolae, 294 nucleotides. NCBI's taxonomy places the organism in Eukaryota, Oomycota, Peronosporomycetes, Peronosporales, Peronosporaceae. The record is from the annotation of a GenBank genome assembly.